Gasterosteus aculeatus aculeatus (three-spined stickleback) is the source of this 846-nucleotide messenger RNA. RefSeq names its product lens intrinsic membrane protein 2.1 (gene lim2.1). Gene Ontology annotation, cellular component: plasma membrane. The record is from RefSeq and is a predicted model, not a curated record. Gene Ontology annotation, molecular function: structural constituent of eye lens. Lineage: Eukaryota; Metazoa; Chordata; Actinopteri; Perciformes; Gasterosteidae.
GGCCUGGCCUAUUGUCAGAGCGCUGUGUUUGUUGGAACGCCAGUCUAUCCCUAUUCACCCGCCAAACGCUAGUACUAUUGGUAUGUAUGGUAGUCUGGACAUCAUAGGAUCUUGUGGUAUUUUGUUAACAGGUAACGCUGUCCUCAUAAACAUCUUCAGAAACCACAUUGAUUAAGGUGCAGGAUGUACAGCUUUAUGGGUGGAGGUUUGUUCUGUGCAGGAGUGGGGAACAUCCUCCUGAUUGUUUCCACAGCAACCGAUUACUGGAUGCAGUAUCGGCAGUCCAGCAACUAUAUGCACCAGGGCCUGUGGCGGUACUGCAUACCCGGCAAAUGCUUCCCACACAACGACAGCAUCGCUCACUUAGAUGCCACCCGUGCCCUCAUGAUCCUCUCUCUUUUGGCCUGCUUCAUCGGCAUCAUCAUCGGCAUAAUGGCCUUCAUCCAUUACUCCUCCUUCGACAGGUUUGACAAAACCUUUGCUGCAGGCAUAUUGUUUUUCAUCUCAUGCUUUUUAGUCUUUCUAGCAAUGGCUGUGUACACUGGUGUGACUAUUAACUACUAUGGCAAACGCUAUGGGAACUGGAGGUUCUCCUGGUCCUACAUCAUUGGCUGGGUGUCAGUGGUGCUCACCUUUUUUUCAGGUAUAUUCUAUUUGUGUGCCUAUCGGAUGCAUGAAUGCCCCCGGAGCAAUAACUCUCAUUAGAAGAUUGAAACCAUCAUCCAGAAAUAAACGUUUGAUUAUGUUGAUGAGAUAUGUAUUUCUACCAUCAGCAUGGAAACACAGCAGACCUGUGGAACAGGGAAAGUUUAAAUAAUUCGAAUAAAACGAUUGGUGAAAAUUUGA